Molecule: messenger RNA, 1494 nt
Organism: Spirometra erinaceieuropaei
Lineage: Eukaryota; Metazoa; Platyhelminthes; Cestoda; Diphyllobothriidea; Diphyllobothriidae
Source: the annotation of a GenBank genome assembly
AUGAUGCACGAUUUAGUCACUCUGCUCAUUCUCCUCUUCCCCAUCAUCGGCCCUCACGCCGCUUACGCAGAGUUGGCCGGUUUCGAAGACCGCAGUCCCCAGUGCGGUGGCAGCCUACUCUACACGCAGUCUUCAGGAGAAAUAAUAUCCCAUGCGGGUCUUCUUGAGGACCUGCCUCUGCCUCAGAAUCUUUCCUGUUUCUGGCUUAUUCAGGCCCCGGGUCAGCAGAAUGGGGUCCUGUUACAGGCCGGUCUUUUCGACCUCGAGGAGGGAGUAAGUGGAUCCUGUGAGGAGGACUUCCUUGCUGUCUUCGUGCCAGGUGAUGAGCCCCAGACUGGGACCGACGGACUUGGCCUCUCGAGGUUCACGAAGGCGGUUGGCGGCGGACGCAAGUGCGGAAAACAUCCAGACGGCAGCCUACGUUUCCUAGCGGACAGCAAUGCCGUCCUUAUUGUUCUCAGAACCGUCAAAGCCAGCGCUAAACGGCGCGGCAUUCGACUGCAUUUCAAUGUACUACCUCGGGAACAGAUUGCUAGCAUCGGAAAGGCGGCCGGAGAAUGCGCUAAAGCCUCGGAAUGGACUUGCCCCUCAGCGAAUGACGAAAAGGUCUGCAUACCCAAGUCCUGGGUCUGUGACAGCAUUGAAGACUGCCCUGAGGGGCGAGAUGAGAGCAUCUGCAGACACCACUCGGGGCCGUCUGCGCGUAAGGUACAGACCCCGACAACGAGGUGUAAGGCGGCUGGCAGGGGAAAGGGUGUCGCCAAUGCAACCGAUGACUGGGGCCGAGUGGUCAACGGACAGCCGGCUCAACAAGGUGCCUGGCCUUUCAUAGCCUCCCUGCGUCUAGGCAGCGGUGCUUCGCAUGUCUGCGGGGGCAGCCUCAUCAGUCAGUACUACGUGCUCACUGCGGCUCACUGUGUGUACGACUUUCAGAAUCCCGACUACUGGCAGGUAGAUUUGGGCAGGUACUACAAAGACCAAAAUACCGAUGGCAUCCAGCGGUUCCGCGUUGCCAAGGUUAUCCUCUACCCGGCCUACGAUCCCACCAAGAUUGUAAAUGACCUGGCCUUGCUGCAACUGGCCCAACCCGCCAAUCUAGCCACCGCGGUGGUGCAGAAGGCCAAUGUAGUUCGCAGCGCAAGUCAGGCAAGUGGUCUUACAACUAACACGCCCUGCAUCGUGGCCGGUUGGGGCGACACCCGCAACACCGGUUCAAAUUCUGUUCUACGGCAGGCGAGCGUGCCGGUCAUUGACUACACUCUCUGCAGCUCCUGGUACAGCACUCUGACGCCAGCCAGCUUCUGUGCCGGAUACGCGCAGGGCGGUAUCGACGCCUGCCAGGGAGACAGCGGCGGGCCCCUGCUCUGCCGUAUAGGCGGCGAGGUGGUGCAGUCUGGCGUGGUGUCGUGGGGCGCAGACUGUGCCCAGGCAAAACAACCCGGGGUCUACACAAAUCUCGCAAAUUUCGUCAGCUGGUAUCAAAACCUGCUUUAG